UCCUCUCCAAACCUCUACUCCGCUUUCCUUCUCAAGUCCAACGUGUUGCUAGAGAUCAGAGCUUUGUUCUGAGACGCUACAGACUUUGCAUUGGAAACUGAAGAAUAAACCAAUGGAAAGUUGCUAAACAAUGACUUUGGAUGCAUUUCACGUGUACACUAGUCCAGUUAAGAUGAGAGUAACUUUAAGAAGGCUGAAGUGGUGGAAUGAUAGUCUGUUUACAUGGAUGAGGAGUGCAGGAAUGAAGAUGAUGUGGCACUGAUGCUGCGAUUCGAGCAGAAACUGCACGUUGACAAUAGUUUUUGCAAUGGCUUUAAGGCUGUGGAUGAAGCUCAGACUGAAAUGUCGGUUUGUGGUGGCCUUCCUGUUUCUCUUCAGUCUGUCAGUGGCAAUAAUAUACACCCUUCCUCCAUUCCAAUCUGAGCAGAUCAGAGUGAACGUACGAGGCCCUCGCAAUAACAAACCUAGCAAGCUAUUGGAGAAGUGGUCUCUCAGACCGUAUAGGAACCUUCCAGGCAAAUCCUUGAAGAACCCUGAAAUGAAAGAUUCUGCUAAACAUCUCCUGAUGUUCAGUCAUUUCCAUCAAUCGUUUUCCUCUGGAAAAAUAGCUGAAGGGAAAGCAUCAACCAAGAAGCCUUCAAGCAAACAAUAUAUGAAGAAUGCAAACAAAAAUCCAAUCAAGCCAUUCCAAGGCAGUGCCAAAAGAGCGCAAGCUGUUAGACUUAGAAAUAGCAGCAGCUCCAACACAACCAUCCAUCUCCUUCGCUCCAGACAUGACCCAGCUUUCCCUCAGCCUGCCAGCAUCCGGAGCCUCCGCCCAAAUUACAAGACAUGCAGGCACAAAUGCACUCCAGAUGGGGACAAAGUAGAGAGGAUUGUAGGGCACUUCUCUGAUGCACAGCAGGUGGUAAAACUGAAACAGGCCCCUAGAGAAGCAGGAACACAUGAAAGACAAGCUGGGCCCUCUGAGAGGAAGAGGCCCAAAUUUAAAAGAGAAAGCAUCAAUAGUAUUCCAGCUGAGGCUGGCAUCAAUGACUGGUGUAAGACUUUCACUGAAACCUGGAACCAAACCAAAGCAGAGUCUCUCCCCUGGUUCAGUGCAGAUGAUAUAAAAAAAAUGGCACUUCUCUCCAGAGGAAAUGUUUUGAGUAAAGCCCGGCUUCCUGGCCAUGGACAAGUAGUUCAAGUCGGAUUAAGCGAUAAAAAUGACACCUUUGCUUCUGCAGGUCAUCUCAAACGCUGUCAGACAGAAAGCUGUGCUCUUAUAAAACGCCCCAAUGACUGGUCUGAAGUGUUCGCCUUUCACCUGGACAGAGUUUUAGGUCUGAACCGGAGCUUGCCCGCAGUGUUGAGAGCAUUUCACAGUGAGAUUCUACCAUACCAAUACACGUCUGGAACUCCUAGACCGGUGGUAUGGUGGGAUCCUAGUAUCCAACAUUUGUCUGAUGCUGAGAACGACCAGAACUCUUUUUCACUCACCUGGCCACAAUAUCAGGCUCUGCUCAAGAGCAGGUGUGGAAUUCAGGUCCCGCAAAAUUUUACCACAUGUGUGGGAGUUCACCAUUCAGAGUGGGGGCAACUGGCCUUGUUUGACUUCCUGCUGCAGGUUAAUGACAGACUGGACCGGUCUUGCUGUGGUUUCCGAGCAGAUCCAUCAGAUCUGUGUAUUGAAAACCUGCUGCAUGUCAAAUGUGGAAACCCAAAGGACUUAAAUCUGGUGCACAUUCUGGUUCGGAAGACAGAACCAUCCAAACUGGUUUUUAUUGAUAACGCAGGAAGACCUCAUCAACCACAUGACAAUCUAAACUUCAGAUUGGUUGAAGGUAUUGAUGAGUUUCCUGAGAAGGCUGUUUCAAUUCUGCAGUCGGGAUGUCUGAAGAAGAUGCUCCUUCACUCCCUGUCUGUGGAUCGGGAAUUCUGGCUGAGCAGAGGAGAGGCGUCUGGACUUAAAUCCCUAAUCCAGCACACAGAACAAAGAGCCAAGGCCUUGCUCAGGCACAUACAAGAGAAGAACCUUCGACUAAACAGAGAUCUAUAACACUCUUAUACUGAAAAUAACCAAAUACUGAAUUCUCAGAUGACAGGAACGUUUUAUGGAAAUCUUUUGCAUUGAUUUCAGUCUUCCAUAUUCAUUAAUUGUGCUUGUCUCAGAUGUCUUUGUUUUGCUGUAUAGAAAGUCAUUCAAACCAUGCAUGAUAGAUUAAAUGAGAGGAAGCAGUAUAUUUUCAUGGAUUUUUGAGGCGAUUUCCCUAAUCAGGCUUGACAGUCCUUGAACUGUGAUUAACUAAUGCUCUCAGUGUCUGAGAGAAGAGAUUCCAGAUGGUCAUUUGCAGAGCAGGACUCAUGUAGAGGGCCAUCACUGUGAAGAGACUUGCACCAUGUCCUAACCAGAUACAAUACAAAAAGUUAUUUGUUUUUCUUUUAGUGCUAAAGUAAAUGUGCUGUUUGACAGGACACUCAAACAUGGUGUCCUAACAACAUGUGACACAACAACAUUACAUUGACAAGCAAGACUCAAAAAAAAUUGAUUCAAACUACUCAUUUAAAAUGAGCUGUAACAACACAAUUCUUGAUUUUUUUGUGUGUGUGUGGAAGGGGGGGUGUGGAUGGGGCAUGGUUAUGGCAAUUUAAAUGUUUUAUGUUAAAUCCACCUAUAUUUGUCAAAAAAAGGGAACCUAAUCUAUUUGCGUUGGCAUAACAUGAAUCAAUUGUGUGUAACCUUGCAUUUGAUGACAAAAGCAUUUUAAUACCAACCAUUAAAAAGCACUAUACUCCCAACAAAUCUGCAUAGAAUCUCAUGAAUAAGUAUCAAACCACAUUAACAUUAUUAAAACUACAUUGCUGAGUGAUUUGUGUUGUUGGAUUACACUGAAUCAGCACUAACAUUCAUUCAUUCACUCUUUGUUUGCUAGUUAUUUUAUUUUCAAGAUCUGCUGCCAUUUUCAGUAUGGCAAUAAAAGUCUUGUAAAAUGUGAUUCAAACUCAUACUGGUACCAUUCAAUGCAGAAUAAAGUACAUAUUUAGUAUCUGA
Danio aesculapii is the source of this 3031-nucleotide messenger RNA. RefSeq names its product golgi associated kinase 1A (gene gask1a). Bases 308 to 2038 code for a protein of 576 amino acids. NCBI's taxonomy places the organism in Eukaryota, Metazoa, Chordata, Actinopteri, Cypriniformes, Danionidae. The transcript has 5 exons. The record is from RefSeq and is a predicted model, not a curated record. Gene Ontology annotation, cellular component: Golgi apparatus.